AGAAAGUAAGUCAUUUAAGUAUUCGAGCUCACGCGUUGAAAACAAAAGUGCCAAACUAACGGACUACGACACAAGUAUUAACGGUUUUAGUGUACCACAAGAUUAACGAAGCAAUCACAGUGUACUCAUACUUGCAUGCAAAUAGCAUAAAGCAAUUGAAGAAACGACAAAAGUGAGAAUUUGUGCUUGUUUGGUUUGUUGAAAAGUUCAAGAAUUCAAGAAUAAAAAUAUAUAAACAAUCGAAUAAACGUGCUUUACAAGCAAAAACAAUACGUUUUCCGGUUCUUUGUAGACCCAAAAGCGCUCCAAGGAACGGAAAAAGCCACACUUUAGCAAGCAUUUGUGGAUACGCAGCCCUUUGUUAGCCCGAAAAUUUGGAAUAAAUCACGAAUAACAAUGCACUUACGACUUAUUCUGCUAGUCUCUGCAGCUUGCCUUAUGGGCAGCGCUUAUUCUGCGGCCAGUAGUGAUGUGAUCGCCUCGGCAACUACCGCUAAACCGCAAGGUUUCGCUGCACGCUCCAUUGAAGCGACCGAUGAAGAGGAUGAAUUUGAGUCGCAAGCGCAGACGCAUUUAGCUUACCGACAACAACAGCAGCCACAACAAAUACAACAGCGUCAAUUAUACGACUACAGUCAAUCGGAGGAGGAUCAGGAGGAGGCGCCACGACAAAUCUAUCAAAGUCGAAAUGUGAAACAGCAGAGUAAUUACUUGAAGCAGAAUAAGAAACCAACUAGCGAGGAGGAAAGCGAAGAGGAGCCAGAGGAGGAGCCGGACAGACUGUCACAAUUGCUGGCUAAGUCAUCGUUCAAUUGCAAUACGAAAAACUCAGGCUACUACGCCGAUGAGUCGCUCAACUGUGAAGUUUUCCAUUACUGCCAAGACAAUCAACGUCAUUCCUGGAUCUGCCCGGAAGGCUUCACUUUCCAUCAAAUCCAUUUGAUCUGUAUGCCGCCAUCGCAUGACAACAUCUGCCAACAAUCGUCGAAAUACCACAUUGUCAACGAUUACCUCUACAAGCCAAUCAAUCUGCAGGAACACCAAAGUAAACCAAAUGUAACGCUGCGCUACUCAGAACGCUACUAUCCUGAAAACUACUAUGAAAACGAGCGCUACGAGGAUGAAGAGGAGGCACCACGUCAACGUGUGAAUCACCAGCGUCAACCCGUUCAAGUGGGCUUCCAACAGCAGCAGCAGCAACAACAACAGCAACAACCCAUCUACCAACAGCCCCGUCAACAAGUGCAACAGGUACGCCAUCAACCCGUCCAUCAGCAGUCACAGCCUCAGCAACAGCAAACAACCGCUUACCGCAAAACAGGCACCGCAACAACAAAUCAACCACAACCGCAACAACAGCUCAUUCAACCAGUACAACAACACCCCGUACAACAACGUCCCAUUGCACAAACGAUCGCUCCGCUAGUUACACCGAGCCCUUACAGAUUCUUCACAGCUGCAUCUCCCCUGCAACAUGCCGUGCCACAGCCACAAGUAUACCGCACACCCGAGGAGAUUAACAUUUCGCUAUUGCAGCGCCGCCCACAACUCUUUGUCGCCACUUCGACGCCGCGGUACUACGAGGACGAUUACUUAUACGAGCGUAGAAAGUGAAAUUGGUCAAUUUAAAUUGCAUUUGUCUUAAACUGUCGUCUCUCCCCUCUUUCUCUUGCUUGCAGUAAUGCUAUCAUAUUUAUCUUGUACAGCAAUUGCAUUAUGAAUUGUAUUCUAGCUUUAAAUAUUAAGUCUAACGAAUUGUAAACAAUCUUUAUUUUUUACACUUUCUUAGUUAUUUACUGUUGUAACAUCUAUGUAUAUGCAUACAUGUAACGAAUUCGAAAGUAGUCCCGAAAAUCGAAUUAUAUGUGUACCUUAAUAUGAAUGGUUAUUUGUACUUUUGUAAACAUAAAUUAAAUUAAAUAUGUGAAAAUACUAA
This is a messenger RNA of Zeugodacus cucurbitae (melon fly), 1936 nucleotides long. RefSeq names its product adenylate cyclase, terminal-differentiation specific. Lineage: Eukaryota; Metazoa; Arthropoda; Insecta; Diptera; Tephritidae. Gene Ontology annotation, cellular component: extracellular region. The transcript has 4 exons. The record is from RefSeq and is a predicted model, not a curated record. Gene Ontology annotation, molecular function: chitin binding. Bases 397 to 1614 code for a protein of 405 amino acids.